This is a messenger RNA of Lathyrus oleraceus (garden pea), 1077 nucleotides long. RefSeq lists its product as uncharacterized. Lineage: Eukaryota; Viridiplantae; Streptophyta; Magnoliopsida; Fabales; Fabaceae. The record is from RefSeq and is a predicted model, not a curated record. Bases 1 to 1077 code for a protein of 358 amino acids. The transcript has a single exon.
AUGGUAAAUAGAAACCAAAUUGCUGAUAAUGUCAUGCAGCAGAUUCGACAUGAUGAUAUGCCAGUAGAUAACAAUUUGGCAACCAUGGUUGAAAGGAUUAUGGUUCGAAAUGGGGUACACUUUGGCCUUCAAAGGCAAAAUUAUACAUCACCUUUGUCGGAAUAUAUCCUACAGACAGAAACACCCCUCAGAACAAAAAUCCACAAAUUCACUAAGUUUUAUGGGGAUACUACUGAAUCCACUAUCGAACAUGUGGCUAGAUAUUUAAUAGAGGCGGGAGACAUUUCGAAGAACCAAAACCUUAAGAUGAAAUAUUUCCCAAGUUCUCUCACAAAGAAUUCCUUCACCUGGUUUACCAUCUUGCCACAAAAUUCGAUUCAUACUUGGAAUCAGUUAGAAAGAAUGUUCCAUGAGCAGUUUUACAUGGGACAAACAAAGAUAAGUCUGAAGGAAUUGACCAGUAUUAAACGAAAGUUCACUGAGCUAAUUGAUGAUUAUAUAAAUAGACUUCGAUUACUCAAAGCUAGGUAUUUUACACAUGUACCAGAGCAUGAAUUGGUCGAAAUGGCCGUUGGGGGCCUUGACUAUUCUAUCAAGAAAAAGUUAGACACCCAGUAUUUGAGAGGUAUGGCCCAACUGGUUGAUAGGGUUGGACAGUUAGAACGCUUGAAGGAACAAAAGGCUAGAGCAAAUAAGAAUAAAAGAGUAGCCUACGUCGAAUUCAGUAAUGAUGACGAAGGGUCCUAUAAUGGGCCUUUAGACUUCGAGGAAAAUGAAAUCGACCUUGCUGAGUUGAAACAAAGACCAUCUUAUGCUUGUAAGGUCUUGGCCCUGUCGAAUGGAAAAAACCCUAUUGAACCAGAAAAGAAUGAUAAAUUUCCUAAGAAAACUUACACUUUCGACGUUACAAAAUGUGAUGAAAUCUUCAAUUUAUUAGUUAAGGAUGGUCAAAUGUUAGUGCCUCCUGGUGCUAAAGUGUCUCCUUUAGAACAAAGAAAGAAAAUAAGGUUUUGCAAGUACCAUAAUUUUUCGGGUCAUAAAACAUAUCAAUGUUUUCUUUUCAGGGAUCUUGUUUAG